This is a messenger RNA of Cololabis saira (Pacific saury), 4445 nucleotides long. RefSeq names its product LSM14A mRNA processing body assembly factor a (gene lsm14aa). NCBI's taxonomy places the organism in Eukaryota, Metazoa, Chordata, Actinopteri, Beloniformes, Belonidae. Bases 169 to 1596 code for a protein of 475 amino acids. The transcript is spliced from 9 exons. The record is from RefSeq and is a predicted model, not a curated record. Gene Ontology annotation, cellular component: P-body. Gene Ontology annotation, biological process: cytoplasmic stress granule assembly; P-body assembly. Gene Ontology annotation, molecular function: mRNA binding.
CCGCGCUCAGAGUUGUUCGAUGGAGGAGGAGGCGGCCAUGUUGUAGCAGCGUCGUUCGGAGUGAACCAAACUGGACACAUUGCUGCGGAAUCGCUUCUGCUUGCCAAGCGGUUGAACGAGACAUCUCGUUCGGUUUUCUGUCACAAGCGCCGAGCUCCGAGAGCCAUCAUGAGCGGCGGCACGCCAUACCUGGGCAGUAAGAUUAGCCUGAUCUCCAAGGCCGAGAUCCGCUACGAGGGGAUUCUGUACACCAUCGACACCGAGAACUCUACGGUGGCGCUGGCUAAAGUGCGUUCCUUUGGCACAGAGGACCGACCGACGGACAGACCCAUCCCACCCCGAGACGACACCUUCGAGUACAUCAUCUUCAGGGGCAGCGACAUCAAGGAUCUCACUGUGUGUGAGCCGCCCAAACCAACAUGCUCUCUGCCCCAGGACCCGGCUAUCGUCCAGUCGUCAAUAAGCUCCAGCUCUUCCUCGGCCGCCGGCUCUGCCCCGACUCCGUUCCAGUCGGCGGGCUCCUACGGCCUCUUCAACAGAGCACCGGUUCCAGUUCCCGCCUACAACCAGUUCAGCACCAGCCCACUCGUGUCUCCCCAGUUUGGGCCUGUUGGUGUUGGUCGCAGCAGCCCCAGCCUGGACUCUCUGCGGAAGAGUCCGACUCUGGAGCAGGUGAUCCAGGGCCCGUCAGCUCCGGUCUCCGCCACCACAGCUCCGGCCCCCGGUCUGGGCCGCAGGAGUCCCACCCACAGCCGCACGGCCCCCGCCGCCCCCGGCCAGAGCAGUCAGAAGCUGCAGCUGCAGGACGGCCUGGACACGAGGAGGGGGGAGGCGGCGAGGGGAGGACGCAGCAACCAGGGCUGGUCUGCAUCUAGAACCAUCUCUGCAGUCGCCAGGGCUUCCUCUGCAGGACACCCACACUCUGUUUUCAGCCACUCAGGUGCCGGUGUGCAGGCUAACCGGCGUGGCCGGGGGGGCGGGCACCGCGGGAGAGGACGCUUCAACGUACGCCGAGACGGACCCAUGAAGUUCGAGAAAGACUUUGACUUCGAGAGCGCCAACGCACAGUUCAACAAGGAGGAGAUCGACAGAGAAUUUCAGAGCAAGCUGAAGCUAAAAGAUGAGAAGACGGAGAAGACGGAGAAAGCGGUGAAUGGGGAGGACAAAGGGGACUCGGGCGUGGAAACUCAGAACAGUGAAGGCAACGCAGAAGAAGAGGGCGACCCGCUCGGGCCCAACUGCUACUACGACAAGUCCAAGUCCUUCUUCGACAACAUCUCCUGUGACGACACGAGAAAAGCGAAUGACAAGUCCGGGUGCUCUGGGUUCCCACGAGAGCGGAGGCAGACCUGGGCCGAGGAGAGGAGGAUGAAUGCCGAGACGUUUGGCAUCCCGCUGCGACAAGGUCGAGGCCGCGGCGGUUACCGCGGCCGUGGCGGCGUGCCGUUCCGUGGAGGCCGGGGUCGCCCGGCCAGCCGGGGCUCCUUCGGUCCCAUGCAGGGAGGAGGCGGCUUCAGGGGGGGGUACCGGGGGAACCAGGCGGGCCGGGAGUUCGCUGACUUAUCGUACAGGAAGGACAACAAAGUGGCUGCAUAGUUCCGGCAGGAGGACAUGUGGAACUUCUUCUUGACGCUUCGGUGGAAAACAAAUAGUUUUGGUUUCUAUUUUGACUAAAAUAAUGAAAUGAUCUUCUAGUUGUAUAUUUGUCACCAGCACUGGGGUAGACUGCUUGAGUGCAGCUUUAACUUUCCAUAUCUGUCAGCGACGGUGAUAUGGUUCAUUAGAGAAACUUGUCGACUAAAAAGAUGUCCAGGUGGCGGAAAAUGAUGCUGUAUAAAUGUUUCUUUGCCCGAGCCUGUGUUGAUAAGAUUUUGUUAGCUGUGGAAGGCUCGUGCACAUGCGUUGUGUGACGCUGACGCUCACUGACAUAGCUUUACAGGGGUAGAGUUGAUCCUGGCUCUGUCACAACCUCUUUAACAUGUAUUUUUCUACUGUUGCAUAGAUUUUGCGUCCAGUCAUGUCAUCAACCCGCUCCACGAAACAUUGCUCCCCCCCGUGCUCAUGGGUCUCACCCCAACUCUCACUUUUUCACUACUCCUUUCUUUCCCCCCCUUAGCUGUUAUGCAAGUUCUUUCAUUUGAAGUGUUAUUUCUUCACUCUGUUUAAUGUUAGUAUUAGGGAGCUGCUGGUAGCCAUCCGUUAACUGGAUUUUGUGGUAGCUUUCAAUUCUGGGUUCUCACAGAAAAAGGGUCACAACUUGGGUUUGGGUUUUCAUUUUCCCGUCAUAAAUAGAGUUCUGAAUACAAUCCAUUGUCCCAUGUUUCCACACAUCACACGUUUAAAGACUACUGAGUCAUUAAAUUAAAUCACAUGCUCCGCAUGCUGAUGAACACUUAUCAUAAUUCAGUGAAAAACUUAAUUCAUCUAAGAUGGGGAAAUUAUUAAAAAAAAAUAAGGAGGAAAAUACAAUAAGCCACAGGAAAACAGGAAAUAGAGUAAAGUUCUGCACACAGUUUGGAUCUUCAUUCAUUCUGGAUCUUUACAUUAGUUUGCAGCAAUUGCAUCGUGGGUAAAAGAAAAUGGAAAUCAGAAAAUUAGCCUAAAAAUAUGCCCUGAGGAAAAAUGAAGUAAAUGAAACCCUUUUUAACAUGAUUAUAGGACACCAACACUCUCAUUCAUUGGAAACUAUUGAUGACCUGUGUGCACAGUUGGAAUGGAAAUGGGAGACUUGAGUGUCUAUAUUCAAGUAACAAUGUUCAUUUUUUGUGUAUAUUAUUUAAUUUGACGUUUGCUGAUCAAAUUUGAAAGUGAGUGUUAGGAUUACGGAGCACAGGAGGGCGACAGAACGUUAAAAGAAGCUCUUGUUUCUCAGUGAAUUAUGACCCAGCAGGAAUAAUAAUAAACGCCCACUCAGAUGAACAUUGAGCACUUCUUUUGUUUUAAUGUGUGCACAUUGAUGUUGCUGUACAUAAAGGUGUUUGCACUUCCCUGCCGUGUUUCUUGAUGCCUCCCGUCUGGCCGUGUGCAGGCAGCAGCCGCUAAAGGAAGUGACGUCAAAAAUAUUAAAUUAAAAACCCUGUGACCAAAUUGCCCUGUAGUGACACAUUAGAAAUAUUUAUACACUUGUUUCUGAGGUUUGGAAGCAGUUGGGUCUGACUUCUGCUGAGUUUGAACUCUGGCUGCUAUUUGGGUCAUUUUUGUGGGAAAUUUUCUAGAUAUCCUUUUUUUUUUUUUCAGUGGAUAAAGAAUGAUGGUUUUCUAUGAAUCCAUUUUGACAAGCAGUUCCCCUCAGGCAGGUUUUUGGUUCAGACCCAAUCCAUCCUGGUUGUACCAGGCUCACUGGGAAAAAAUGAACAAAUCACACUUUUGGAGCACUAACAGGGAAAAAAAGAAUCUGUUACUGAUGUGAUGUGAUUACUAAAUUUGGCUUUUCUGAUUCCAACAGUCGCAGUAAACUGAAACGGUGAUACUUCACUGCAAAAACUCAAAAUCUUAACAAGAAUAUUUGUCUCAUUUCUAGUUAAAAUGUCUCAUUUUUAGUCAAAGAAAAUCUCAUUACACUUAAAACAAGACUCAUCACUGGAAAAACAACAAUUUUCACCUGUUUCAAGUAAAUUUUCACUUAAAAUAAGUAGAAAAAUCUGCCAGUGGAACAAGAUUUUUUUUGCAUGUAAUGAGAAGAUAAAUCUUGUCCCACUGGCAGAUUUUUCUACUUAUUUCAAGUGAAAAUCUACUUGAAACGGGUGAAAAUAGUCAAAUAACAAGUUAUUUUUCUGGUAAUGAUUCUUGUUUUAAGUGUAAUGAGAUUUUUUGACUAAAAAUGAGACAUUUAAACUAGAAAUAAGACAAAUAUUCCUGGUAAGAUUUUGAGUUUUUGCAGUGUUUUAGGUACUUCUUUAACAGUCCAAAUAUGUGCUUCAUUCAGAACACCACCAUAACUGAUGAUGGUGCAAUAACUGGUUGCAGCCUUUAUUUUCUAGUUAUAUCCUAGGUCUUCUUGAACAUUUUGGGAAAAAUUCCAAAACUGAAUGAAUCCCCCUCCCCUCGGCCAGUCUGUUUAUCUCCUGAAACCGUGACGGCUUUCAGAACCACAACCUCAUUAGUAAGAAAUGUCACAUGACCCAGUUUGUGCUCAGUCAGAUUAGAGAAUAAAGAUUUGAGCCACACAUUUUAAGGCUUUCCAGUCCAGUUUUGCACACUUGUCAGUACACGGCAUCGUAACGCAUCCUCGGCAUGUUUCCUCUCAGUUUUCGGAGGCUUUUUCCUCACGGUCAGACACACAGGGUUGGUUUUCCAGUCGGGAUGGACGACGUGUUUGGGCAGACGGGGUUGCAUAACUGCAGAAGCAUGUUUGGUGACAGUCCCUCAUCAUUAUCACAAUAUAUAACUGAAAAAGUGAGAUUUUAAAUGAUUCAUUGUAAAAAAUAAUAAAACACUAAAUUCAA